This is a messenger RNA of Naegleria fowleri, 816 nucleotides long. RefSeq lists its product as uncharacterized. The record is from RefSeq and is a predicted model, not a curated record. NCBI's taxonomy places the organism in Eukaryota, Heterolobosea, Eutetramitea, Acrasida, Naegleriidae. Bases 1 to 816 code for a protein of 271 amino acids. The transcript has 5 exons.
AUGGAUGAAUUACUCGCGAAAAGAAUUGCAUCUCUCUCACUCUGUCAAACGGAAUUCAUUCGUGACAACCAACAUCACUCGGAAUUAAAAAUUGCAUAUUUUAUUGGGAGUACACUAGAUGGAAAGGAUAUCAAGUGGAAGAAAUUUGUGGAAAAAUUAAAAGAUAAUUUUUCAAUCGUUCAAGUGACAGGAGAAAUGAUCAUCAAUAAUUGUCUCAUUGAUGAUGGAUUUGAUGUAUUAUUUAUGCCUGGUGGAUAUCCAUCAGAACAUUAUAAAUUAAUUGGUGAAGAGACAGGUAUGAAAAAAGUGAAGGAAUUCUUGUCACUUCCAAAAAAGGGUUAUGUGGGAUCAUGUGCAGGAGCUUAUUGUGCGCUUGCUCAGAGUUCGAUCGAUGGUUUUAAGAACCUUGAAGAGUUUGUUCCAAAAACACUAGAUUUACUAGAGGGAGUAAUUAUCAAAGAUCGAGAAAAUCAUAUUUGGAAACGAGGCUUUGGAACCAGUAAGGUGACACUCACUGAGCUAGGUCAGAAAAUAUUCAAUGAUUCCAGAUCGGAGGUCAAUAUGUUCUUUCGAAAUGGUCCAAUUCUUCAUGUCACCGAUCCUUCCACAUGUCAAGUUCUCGCCACUUAUUCGUGCGAAUUUAUGACUCAAAAAGAAAUUCAACAAGGAUACAUGAUGGGAAGUGCGGCGGCUGUGUGUGGAAGGUUUCAAAACGACAAGGGUAGAAUUUUAGUGUUUUCAGCACAUCCUGAAACCUCAGGUGAUGAUUUGAAUGCUCUGUUGGUGCAUUCGUUUCGACAUGUCGUGAGCGAAUAA